Molecule: messenger RNA, 8277 nt
Organism: Trichobilharzia regenti
Lineage: Eukaryota; Metazoa; Platyhelminthes; Trematoda; Strigeidida; Schistosomatidae
Source: the annotation of a GenBank genome assembly
AUGCCAGGACGAAUAAAUCGAAUUACUUUUCAAUCCAAUCAGCGUAAUUUAGUUCAAGUGUAUACAAAUCUACCACCUGGUAUUGACUCAAAAGUGACCGCCUAUCUUAUUCUUAUAAUUCGUUUGUUUCGUCCAACUUCAUCGCAUAUUGGUUCACUUUGUUCAGAGGCCACAAACACCGCUUCAAAUCAUAUUUAUGUACAAGUUCCGCAUAAAGCUGGACAUAAACAAACAACAUGCACUAAAGCUCGUUAUAAAAUCACUGUUCCUCUGGAUAGAUUUAGUGCUUAUCUUAAAGAUAUGCGUGAACUACGCCUGGAUGUUAUUGACAGUCGUCAUCAGCGUGUUAUUGGACGUGGACGCCUAGAUCGAAUUGAUCGUCUAACUUCGACAACACCAAUUGAUGCUAUAUUACCUGUUAUCAAUGAAAUUGGUGAAAAAUUGGGUGAUUUAAAUCUUUCAAUAAUGAUUGAACCUGUACUUUCUUCAAAUCCUAAACCGAUAAUUACACGUUUCAAUUGGAAAAAGGAAGACAGCCAACGACUGUCCAGGAAUGCUGAUGAUAAUGUUACCAAUGUCGGCGAUGAUGAUAAUGAUGAUGACAACAAUAAUGAAAGUAUAUCCGACGAGAAUGGCAAAGCUCUUCUACCACCACCACCUAGACAGGCAAAGACAUUCACCUGCAUAAAAAGCGAUCAGAAUGAUGCAAAUGAACAGGAAAUGAAUUCAGGGCAAUUUAAACGAGAACAUUCAACUGGUGGUCCCGGUGGUGAUGGGGGUGAACAUGCUGUUGACUUAGAUAUUGGUUCACUUGAUCAAACUCAUGAUCAUGAUCAAGAUCAUCAUCAUCGCAGAUCUCAUAAAAUUGAUAAUUUAUUUGAAAAUCCAAAUAAUUAUCGACAUGAUACAAUGCAAAAUCAGCAUACACAUAUGAAUAAUCUGGAUGACAAUUUAUCGAUUAAAGGAAAUAAAGUUAACUUUGAAAGAGGUGAAUUACUCUCAGUUGCAUUAGAGAGAAGUAAACAUUUACGUGAAACUCUAAGUUGUUCAUCGUUAUACACUCAACGAGAUCAUGAUGAUGUGGCUGUGAACUUGAAAAAAGAAUCACGAUGGACUGUUGAUGAUAAUCGGAACUCUUCAAAUGUUUUAUUGCAGAAUAGGUCCCUUCAUCAUUCUAGUCCAGAUUUAAGAAGUCUUGUAUUGAAUGAGUCUGUUCAUGCUAAAGGGAAUACAAAUUCUAGUCGUCAUCAUCCUCAUCAUUAUCGGGAUGAUGACCAUCUCUCAUCGGUGAAAUUCAACUCGAAAUCAAAUAAUUUAAGUCUAAUAAAAUAUCUCGUUGAUAAUGAAGCAAUCGAUGAUUCUGUUGAGGAUGCUACACAUCAUCACCAACGUCAUCAUCAUCAUCAUACGGAUCAUCAAUGCGAUUAUGACGAGUGUGAAGAGACUGGAUUCAACAGUACACAUGAUUAUGCAUUGUUAAAAAAGAAGGCAUUACAACGUAUGAAUUCAGGAUAUAUUAAAGAGGAUGAUAAAUUAAUUGAAGAUUUAUUAUAUAAUAAAGAGAAUUCCACUGAUGAAAAUGAACAGAUGAAUGCAAGAAAUCCACUAAAGCCUUCAAAUAAUAUACAGUCAAUGAAAGACAACUUGUUAAAAAGACAAAGUAUGAAAGAACAAUGUGAUUCAAAUUCACCGAGAACUGGUUGUUCUUUAAAGGGAGUUAAAUUACACUUCAAGUGUUUACGAUUAUACAAAGCGUAUGCAGAAAAUCUAAUAUCCAGCAUAAAAUCAUCACCAAAGCCGCUGAAUCAGUCUAAACUACCGCCAACAUCGCAACCACGUGUUGGUGGCGGUGGUAGAACAUCAAGGAAUCCAACAAAACAAUUACAAAAAUCACGUCCAACCUCAAUAUCCCCGACAUUACCGUUCAUUAAAACAAAAUCCAGUGAAAUGAAUAUCUCACCAAAUAGUAUAUAUAUGGAAUUAGAAAUAUCUGUCCCAGCUUUGCAUCCAUCCUCAUUGUCGUCAUCCUCAUCAUCAUCAGUACUUCCAGCAUGUGGUGUUAUUCGUAAUGCUAGUAGUAGUUUUACAACUGGAACAUGGACUACAACCAGUUUUACAUUGAUAUCAGAGUUAUCUAAUCACCGGCAAUCUGAUAUAAUGUCAAGCAAAGAAGGCGAUUCAUUUGUAAAUUUCUUUUGUUCAACGAGCAGUAGUCACAACAACACCAAUAAUCCUUACAUAUUUGUCAAUUUGGACAACACCAACAUCAAUUCUAAUCAUGAUACUGGUAAUCAGGAUAAUCAUAUUCGAAUAAGAUUGUUUUAUUUGUCUAAUCCAAUAAUGGAGAGCGAUGAUAUAACCCAAUGGGAAUCAGAGAUGAUUGGUGUAAAUUUUGUCAAUCCAGACGAAAUACGUUCAAUUAUCUUAUCGAAAAAUCAUUUAAAUUCAACUAAUCCAACUACCCGCCUAUUUAUUCAUCUAUGCUCUGGUCAGAAGACAAAAACAGAUAGUCCAAAUGUGAUCGGUCGGCUAGAAUUUGAAUUGGAACCGGUAUGGCACACUACACCUAUCAACCAAUCAAAAGUCAAUCAUAUGUUAAAAGAUCAGCGAAACACGGAACAAAGCCAUACAAUUGUUAGAAAUGAUAAGGUUUAUUCAUCAGGUGAAAAUUCACUGGUUAAAAGACAUGACGUAAUCAAAUCUUCACUGUUGCCAUCCUCAUCCCAAGACAACAAUACUCAUAUUAUGCUAGAGACAAUAAUAUGCAUAACAGAAGGUAAAGAGCUGAAAUUAUCAAACGCUAAUCAUAAUCAAAAGUUAUUCACAUCAAAAUAUACACCUAGAUUACAAAAUGAUUCUGGUAUAUUAGUUGAACACACCUAUUUAAUUGUACGCUUACCAUGGUGUGGAUUGAUGGCUAAUAAUAACAAAGUGCAAUUAAAUUCAUCAACAAUGAAUCUGGAUCAAUUUCAUUCAAAUGUUGCCUGGUUGAGUGGAUCAUGUCCACAGUAUGCAUUCAAUAUACGAUCCCAAUGUUUAUUUCAUCAAGAAUCAUUAUCACGAUUGAUGAAAUCGUCAAUUGUUAUAGAAGUAUGGUCUAAAUGGAUGAGUGGUUUACCUGAUCAUUUAAUUGGUCUUGUAAAAAUUCCUACAGAAAGCAUAGUCAAAUUAUAUGCCCAUUAUGAUUUAAAUAGUUCACAAAUAUGGUGGCAUUCAAAUAGUGUCAUACAAAGUCUACUGAAAGCACAACAUCCAAUGAUUCCUGUAGAUUCAUGGUUUCCAAUUACUGACCCAUUCUCAGGUAGUGAAUGUGGUCAACUGCAUAUCCUUUUGGCGGUUGGAACACAAGAACAAAUAAAUACGUUUUCAUCUGUGCAAAACUUAAAAUAUAAUAUUGAUAAUAUGUAUAUGAUGAAUCGAGAGACGAUAGGGGAUGGUGGUGCUGGUGCUGGUACUUCUGGUAUUCUCAAACAGGCGGAACACUGUUCAUCUGUUGAUGUCACAGUUGAACAUAGAAUCAAUAUAACUAUUGAACAAUUGAGAGAUUUCGAUCCACAUAUCUCAUUGAAACAUGAUCCACAUUUCGAUGGAUCUGUACCAUGGGGUGACUUAGAUUGUUUUGUUCAAUACUUUUUCCCAAUAGAUACAAAAGCCAAGUGUUUAGCCAGUUAUCGGACAUCAGUUCAAAUGCUCAACAAACCAAGCAAUAACAAUAAUAAUAGUCGUUCUCAAAAUGAAAAACAAUUUAUCUCUUGUGAAUUCAUUCCAACUGUUAGUCCCUCAACGACUGACGGUGGUGAUGGCGAUGCACAAUGCCAUAUAUCAUCACGAAGUAGGCCAGGGCAAACACCAUCCUAUUGGAAUCAUAUGCAUAAAUUAUGCUUGAAUACAAAAAUCACAUCAGAAUCACAAAAGGAGCGUGAUUUUGUAGAUUUGAUGAAGACAAAAAUUGAACAGGAAUUUCUUCAAUGGAUUUUAGACAUGUUAACUCGUGCAGAUUUUAAAAGUAACAAAUUAGAUUUAAAACGUGGUUUAUUAUUUGAAAUUUGGUUACGUAUCUAUUCACCAAAUCUACACGAUUGCUUAGCAGCUAAAGGAUAUAUUCCAGAGGAAUUAUUUUAUACUUUAAUUAAUCGUAACAGAACCAAUACGCCUUCUGGUGAAAGCGGUGAACAUAAUCAUCAGACACUACGAUUCUCUAUUGAUCUAUUCGAUGUUAAUAGUAAUAGUGGAUGUUUAAAUGGGAGGCUACAAAUUAGUAUGGAUUAUUGUUAUAAUAUUAUUAAUCAGUCUGAAGACUUUAGUAAAGGAACACAAAUCAAACCCCCUGGUAGUAGUAUACAAAAUCAAACUGUACUACUUUCUAAUCCUGUUGUAAAUCAUUCAACGAAUCCAAUAUUAAUUCUUCCGAGUAAAACACAAUACAAUCAUCGUAUUCAAAUAUGCCUAGAUGAAAUCAACCUCAUGAAGUCAUCUCGACCGACUGACAAUGAUUAUUUCACUUCCCAUAGAAAUUCUUCCCUUCAUCUACGUGUCCAUUGUGUUCUGCUUAUCCCACCAGCUGGAUCAAAUUCUUCAUCAGUCAAUCAUCCAUAUUAUCUUCAUGUGAUCAAGUCAACAAUCAGUCAACCUAUAUAUAAUUCAUUAUAUGCAAAUGAGUUAAAUUGUAAAUUAGAUGUACAAUUGCCAUCAUCAUGGCUAAUUGCUUAUCAACAUCGAAAUCCUAUCCCCCAUCAUCAACAUCAUCAUUGUCAACAAACUACUCCUGUGAAUACCUCUUCACAAAAUAGUUUUGAAAUUAGUUUAUUAGAGGCAAUUUUAAACGGUGAUCAAUCUCAUCAGGCACAGUAUACUAGUCCUAUUACAAAAUCAUGUAUAGUGAUUCAGGUGGAUGUAUGGUCCCAAGAGAAUACAAGGAGAGCAUUUGCGGAAUGUGAUCAAAAGUUGGGAAAUUUUUGGGGAUUAUGUUACACUGACUUUGAAAACAAUUCUGAUGAUGACAAUACUUCUUAUUCAUCGCUUAAUCCUGGUAAAGAUUAUAAACUUGUCAGCAGUUGUCGUAUUCCUUUAUCUGGAUUAUUAUUUUCAACACAUGGUAUUAUGCCAUCACAUUGGUAUCCAUUAUGUUCAUUUAUAAGCGAUAAUUAUUCAUCAUUAUCAUCAUCGUCAUUGUGGGAAAGUAAAUUCAGUGGAGCUGUUCAAUUGAAUAUGAAAUUAAUUGAUCCAAAUAUGAUUAAAAUAGUUCCAUGUUAUAAUACUACUAUAACAUCAAAUUCAAUUAAUAACAAUCAUAAUAUUAUACAUAAUUCUUCUAUAAUUCAUUGUCUAAGAGAUUGGAAUAUAUCAUUUAGUAUUGAAAAGCUGGAGAAUGGUCAAACUUCUGUGACAGCAUUUAAAAAUGAAUCGAAUUACUGGAGUGAUGGUGUAGAUGAAUUUGGUUGUCAGUAUAAACACUUUACAAUAUAUCUUAAUUUUGCACACAUACCAAAUAUUAAACAGUUAAUCAAAGAGACAUCAGAAUUGGAUGGGGGUACUGGUGUUGGUGGUAGUACAUUGCUUAGAAGCUUUCUUAUGGAGGAUAGUUUCAAGGCCUAUGUGUUUGUACGCUUUCAAUUUCCAAAUUAUGGUACACAAAUGUCUCAACUGGUCUAUUUGCCGAAUUCUACUGAUCAAUUUGAUGAUUUGAAGCCUACAACUAUCAUUGAGUUUAAAGAAUAUAAAGAGUUUGUCAUUCCAGUUAGUUCAGAAUUAAGAUAUUUUCUGUCUGAAUCUUCACUUGAACUUCAAGUAUGGAUUAUUUGGACAGAUGAAAAUUUAAAGGAGACUGAUGUAAGCAGAAAUGAUAUUGGAUUUGGAAUAACAGGAGAAGGGUACUCUUCAUCAUCCACCCAUCGAGUCCCUGCACCACGUCAUCUAGGAACUGCAAUUAUCCCAUUGUAUCAUUUACUCUAUCCUAAACCAAAAGCGCUGGACAGUAUUCAUUCACAGUCGACCACUGGCACUGGUACUGGUGGUACAACUUCACUAGAUGGAUCAAGAACUGAAAAUUGUUUAAUGUCAAAACGUUAUCAUAUGUGUAAGAUGAAUAAAUUAACGAUACCUGAUAUUAAUGGACAACUUGGAUGGAAUUUAAAAUAUUCUCGAAGAUAUCCUGCGACAGACGGUAUAACAUCAUUUAAUGCAAUCAAUAAAAAUUAUGGCUCAAAUCAGCAUAUACAUACUACUGAUUUGUCUGCAGAAAGUAAUCAUAUGAGGCGAAAAACAACCUCAUUUCCUGCAGAAAUUAUCAUUGAAAAAGCCUAUCAUUUACGUUUACCUCAUCACAAUAAAUUUAUUCCUUCUACUGAAUCAAGUGAGCAAAGUGAACCAUACUUCAAAUCGCUUGAUUAUAAACAUGAUAAAAGAAAAUCCAAAUACUCGGUAUUUGUUACAUUCCCUGUUGAUGGGACUCUUGGUUUCAUGAGUGGUAGCAGCAAUCCAGUAAAUAAACAUACCUCCGCCGCCACAACCACUACUACUGCUACUCCUGUUGCUGCUGCUGUGGUCCUGGUGCUUCCAUUGUGUGCUACAAAUCCUAAUUCAUGUCGUAUUGCUGUUACACCAAAAGUGAAAAAUUUAGAAUAUGCUCAUUGGAACUACUGUCGAUUUAUGCGUAUACCAUUGGAGCUGAUAAAACCUUCGUGUAGUCAAGGUUUAGUAUUUCACGUUUGGACUGUAAAUGAUGAUGAAUCCACCAACAACAACAACGAUGAUACUGAUCAUAUUCCCAGAUUGAUUGGUAUAGCUACAGUUGAUUUAACCACCUUAUCCCACCUGUUUACAAAUCCAACUCGAGUGAAUUCCACGCCUAAUUCGCAUAAUGAAUUUAAUCAAAUCUAUGGUUGGUAUCAUAUUAUCGAUCAGAAUACUGGAUGUCCAUCUGGUCAAAUUUUGAUCGGUGUCAAACCGUUGAUUAAUAAUACUGGUGAAACUGAUUUCAGUAGUAUAUCAUUAGAUAAUUAUAAUAAUUAUCAGACUAAACCUUUUGAAAAUUAUUCUGUUUUUCAAGAAGGUUUUCCUCCAAUGCCAAUGUUAUAUUCUGAUUGUAUUCGGUCAUCAACUCAUUCCCUUUCUGAUUGUCAUCUAGCCAAUCCUCCUGACAAGAUGUCUACAAACAAAGAAGAACCUUGUCAAUCUGAAUUAAAUCGUUCUGUACUAUUUGAAAAUUUGAGGACUCGAUUAAAUGAAUUAGAUGAAAUGAAUAAUCGAUUUAAAAAUCGACUGACAACUUUAACAAAUUCAAAUGAAAAAUUUUUUAGUAUAAGUCAUGAAAAUCUACAAAAUAAGGAGGUGGCAGUGGUGUUAUCUCAAUGUCAAAAUGACAGAGUCACUAGCAAAUCACAACCAGUGUCAUCAAGACAAGAAGAAAAAAGUAGUCAAAUUGCAUCUGUGAAUUAUCACUGUUCACUUCCUUAUUCAAUAUCCAAUAAAGCAGAAUUACAACCUCGUUUAUCAACUUGUAAUUAUCAGUUAUCUAGUCAACCUGAUGUGCACUGCGGUAAUGAAUAUUUGGCGGAGAGUGAAAGCCUUACACAUACAAAUCGAAUUUUCACCAAAGCACCUGAUUACUCUUUUCACGAAAUCAAAGAUGAUGAUGACGACCUGUUGAAUCAAUUAAAAAGUCAAACAAAUAAUUUUAAUAUCAAUAAUUGUUUAUUAUAUGCUGGCGAGAAAAUUAUCAAUUCUGACGCUGAUAAUAAUAAUAAUAAUAACACAAAUUCACAUCAAUUACUACACCUUCGCAAUGUCUGUAAUAAAGAUAAUCAGCCUAAUAUUGAAGGCGAUAAUAAUGAUCAAUUUAACAGUGGGAACCGUUCAUUAACAGUAGAUGAUGCCGAUGCGGACGUCGACGCCGACGAUAAUCAUAGUGAUAAUGAUGGCAUAAGUAAUGCAAGUGAAGAUGACGGGGAUCAUCAUCAAUCAGACAUUUCGAUAAUCUCACCCCUACCUGGUCAAUGUUCUUCAAAUCUAUUUGAUGAUAUCGAUGGUGACGAUGAAUAUCAGCAGCAGGAUGUCAGUAAUAAUUGUGGUGAUGUCGUCUCUAGAGACGUUGUUUAUCCUCCUCAACAUGAUAGUGAAGUGACAGAGGAAUUAAAUUUGAAUAAAAGUUAUAAUUUAUCACAUUUUACAAUUAAUAAGAAUGAAGUGAUGACGAUGACUCACAUACAUGUUGUAAUCAUGUAUUGACACAAGAUCAUGAUGAUGCCGUGGAUGUAGAUGACGAUGAUGAUGGUGGUG